Molecule: messenger RNA, 1094 nt
Organism: Drosophila albomicans
Lineage: Eukaryota; Metazoa; Arthropoda; Insecta; Diptera; Drosophilidae
Gene: AQP
Product: aquaporin-11
Exons: 4
Coding region: 107-898 (263 amino acids)
Cellular component (GO): cytoplasm
Molecular function (GO): channel activity
Source: RefSeq, a predicted model, not a curated record
GGCGUUCUUCAGUCCGUGUCGACAACGACGACAGCUCACAGUUGUUUUACGGUCUCGUGUCGGUCGCUUUGGCCAAUUACAAAACGAAUUUGCAUAAUAUCCUAAAAUGUCGCUGACAUCGUUGGGGAUUAGCGCCGGCUUCAUGGUCGGCUGCUGCAUAGCAGCUCAGGUGGCUCGUCGGGUCAGUCGGCGGCUCCUCAGCAGAGAGGGUAUCGUCCCGGUGCUGAUGAACGAGGCCAUCGCAGCGGCCGAGCUGUGCGCCUGCUGCUUUGAACUGAUCAUUGUGGCGGAUAACUUUGGUGUGGCCACCUAUGCCAUCUUUCUGUUUCUGCUGACAAUCUGGUGGGGCAAGGUCUGGGGCGAUGCCUCCGCCUGCCCAUACACACACAUGGAGGAUGUGCUGGAGGGUCGCACCAGCUUCAAGGAGAUGGCAUUGCGCACCUGGGCCGAACUUAUGGGCGGCUGCUGUGUAUAUCGCAUUGUUCAAGUCUUCUGGUGGCUGGAAUUUGCUGAAACUCACAAGGGAAGGGCAUUCGAGGAGUGCAAUGCCGACUUGCAGGUUAGCCCUUAUUUGGGCGCUGCCAUUGAGGGCAUAGCCACCAUGCUCUGUCGCCUGGCCUCGAAGACGCUGAGUGUACAUGAGCCAAAGUUUAGUAGCUACAUUGACUCCUUUAUUGGCACCAGCCUCGUGGUGGCAGCCUUCAACUUCUCUGGCGGCUACUUUAAUCCAGUACUAGCAACAGCUCUGAAAUGGGGCUGCCGUGGCCACAGCAAUCUGGAACAUAUAAUCGUAUAUUGGAUUGGCGCCUGUCUAGGUGCGCUGCUAUCGGUGCCAAUCUUCAAGCUCCCUGUUGUGCGACGCCUUCUGCUGGGCGAUGAGAAGACAAAGGAGGCUUAAAAUCCAAAUGAUCGAUGAUUAGGAAUAGUUAGUUAUUUAUGACCACAGUUCUAUUGGAGACAAAUUUGUUUAUUAUCUGAACUAAGGAACAAUAUGUUAAUUGCAUGCAUUGCUUAGUGGCGAUACAAAUCUUCGUUAGCUUUUAAUUAUUUAUUUUACUUGUUGCUUAUUAUAAAUAAAUUAUUGAAAAACAAAA